UUCUUAUCCAACACACUGUCUGUGUUACUGUAUUCUCUCGCUCUCUCUCUCCUUUCUCUCAUUCACUUCCCCUUCGAGUGGUCCUUCCUUCCUCUUUAUAUCCCUCUCAUCACUUUCUCCAAUUCCUCACAUCUUAUAUCUAACACUACUCCUUCUUCCUCUUCUUCUUCUACUUCUUCUUCUACUUCUUCUUCUUCUUCUUCUUCUUUCCUUUUCCAUUCUUGCUAAGUAUAUAUGUAGUUCUUUUCCAUCCCUAUUUACAUAUCUUAAUAUCUCUGGCUAUAGCUUGGGCGUUGGUUGUUGUUGAAACUUUAAACGCGUAGGCUUAUACUAAGGGCAAGCACAUUUCUUGGUUUUUGCUCAUUUAUUUUGGAAGCAGCUGACUAAUAUAAGACCUUAUUCUGUUAAUUUCCAAGAUGUCAAACAGAAGGUCGAGGCAGUCGACAGCAGGUGUUUCCAGGAUUUCAGAUGAUCAGAUCAUUGAACUUGUCUCCAAGUUACGCCAACUUCUUCCUGAGAUUCGUGAUAGGCGAUCUGACAAGGUAUCAGCAUCCAAGGUUUUGCAAGAGACUUGCAAUUACAUUAGAAGCUUACAUAGGGAGGUGGACGAUCUGAGUGAACGACUGUCCCAGCUCUUGGCUACAAUUGAUGCUGAUAGUGCUGAGGCUGCUAUAAUUAGGAGUUUAAUUAUGUGAUAAUAAACCACCUUUUGUUUCUCCUACUUUCUUUCUUGCUAGGUUUUGGUCACUAGAUCAAACAAAAUUUAUAAUAUAUUUUAAGAUGCAUGCUCCCCCAUGUGGAAGGGUGUGCACUGUAAUUACUUUGUAUAAUAAAAGGACUUGCACUAGCAAAAGCCUUUAAUUUUAAUGGUGAUGCUAUAACUUUUGUAGGCAUGAGACAAGCUUAAUUAAUUUAUAUCCUAUGCCGUUUUUGGUUUGUAUAUUAG
This is a messenger RNA of Durio zibethinus, 946 nucleotides long. RefSeq names its product transcription factor PRE5-like. The record is from RefSeq and is a predicted model, not a curated record. Gene Ontology annotation, biological process: regulation of growth; regulation of DNA-templated transcription. Lineage: Eukaryota; Viridiplantae; Streptophyta; Magnoliopsida; Malvales; Malvaceae. Gene Ontology annotation, molecular function: protein dimerization activity.